Messenger RNA from Mangifera indica (mango), 1275 nucleotides. Its product is annotated as endochitinase PR4-like. The transcript has 2 exons. Gene Ontology annotation, molecular function: chitin binding; chitinase activity. Gene Ontology annotation, biological process: cell wall macromolecule catabolic process; chitin catabolic process; carbohydrate metabolic process. The coding region runs from base 51 to 1121 and encodes 356 amino acids. NCBI's taxonomy places the organism in Eukaryota, Viridiplantae, Streptophyta, Magnoliopsida, Sapindales, Anacardiaceae. The record is from RefSeq and is a predicted model, not a curated record.
AACACCACAGCUCCUUCCCUCAAUCAAAAUUUUCACUAAAUUCCCCUAAAAUGAUGGAAAUUUCCAUCAAUAAAAAAAGCCUUAUAACAAUUACUCUUCUUGUGGUUCUCGCCGGAGUUGUGCCAAAAUGUGCAAAGGGUGGAAGUUGUGACUGUGGCUCAGACCAAUGUUGCAGCCAAUAUGGCCAUUGCGGCUAUGGCGAUUCCUACUGCGGCUACGGCUGCCAAGCUGGCCCGUGUUACAACGGGACGUAUACCUACCAAUGCAACUGCGGUGACGGCUUGUGUUGCAGCCAAUACGGUUAUUGUGGCUCUGGCGAAGCCUAUUGUGGCUCUGGUUGCCAAGCCGGGCCUUGUUACAAUGGCACUUAUAACCCUUCACCUUCUGAGUACUGCAACUGCGCUGAGACUCAUUGUUGCAGUCAAUAUGGGUAUUGUGGCUCUAGUGAUGCAUAUUGUGGCUAUGGCUGCCAGUCAGGUCCUUGCUCUUCAUCGUCAAACCCUAAUAAUGUUUCUAUAGAAGCAGUUGUGACAUCUCGGUUUUUCUAUGGCAUUGCUGGGCAGGCAUCGGAUAGUUGUCCUGGGAAAGGGUUUUAUACAAGAAAUGCAUUCCUCUAUGCCACUGAAUCCUUUCCUUAUUAUGGUAGAGUUGGUACUUACACCGAUUCUUUGCGUGAAGUUGCUGCUUCUUUUGCUCAUUUCAGUUAUGAAACUGGAAACUUUUGCUGUAUAGAAGAGCCGCACGGUGCCUCUAUAGACUACUGUGACGAAAGCUAUACAGACUACUCUUGUGUUAAAGGCCAGUGCUACUACGGCCGAGGCCCCAUUCAACUACAAUGGAAUUACAAUUACGGUGAAGCCGGCGACGAAAUUGGGUUUGACGGAUUAUCCAAUCCUUCAACCGUCGCAAAAGACAACGUAGUAUCUUUCAAAACUGCCAUAUGGUACUGGGUUACUCGCCUUCAGCCAAAAUUAACGAAAGGUUUUGGGGCUACAAUAAAAGCCUUUAAGCCUUCAGAGUGCAAUGGAGGAAACCCUAGUGCCGUUAGGGCUCGUGUUAACCUUUAUACUAAGUAUUGCGACGAACUUGGUGUUGAUCCUGGAGAUUAUCUCUAUUGUUAGCCUGAGGUAAAAAUAAUGUGUCCUCUCAAGAUUGAAGCAGGGUUAAAAUUUUGUCUUCGUAUAAUUAUUAACGAAUAAAGAGGACUAUUAACCUGGCAAUACCAAUUCCCGAGUUAUUAUUUUAUAACACAAGAAGUGGAGACUUGUUCUUUAA